This is a messenger RNA of Plutella xylostella (diamondback moth), 3302 nucleotides long. Its product is annotated as monocarboxylate transporter 10. The record is from RefSeq and is a predicted model, not a curated record. Lineage: Eukaryota; Metazoa; Arthropoda; Insecta; Lepidoptera; Plutellidae. Gene Ontology annotation, molecular function: transmembrane transporter activity. Gene Ontology annotation, biological process: transmembrane transport.
AUCUUCUUGGUUGAACUCAAACUUAAAAACCAAAUUGUUUGCUGAAUGAUUGGGCCACCUGUGAACUGAGACUUUAGAUGUAGUUUGUAAAAUCGUACUGAUACGGUUGUUAAAUAGUUUAUUAUAAAAUACAUUAUAAGUACCUACUUAUACUAGUUAUUAUGCUCUGGUUAUACUUAGGUAGGUAUAGGAUUGCAUCGACAGAAAGAUAGAUUUCGUAAAUUACGUUAGGCUAGGUUAGUAUAUAAGGCAGCUGAAGGAACUCAGUCGGGUGGAUGAAUAUAACAAAUCAUGCCAGUUUAUUGCGUUACCCAGUACACAUGUUUUCGUCAGUUUCGCUUUAUGAAACGUAAUGAAAGCAUUCUGUCACUCGCUGACACGGGACGUACAAUAGCGUACGUUUUGUAGAUCGUAGCUUGUGAUUACGCGACACUUUUCGCAGUCACUCGCACAAAAAAUACUUGGGGAAGUUACAAAAACACGUGAAUGUAGUUUCCGAAAUUAUGUAUAACUCUCCAAGGCCAACGACUCGCAUCCAUAUAAGGGCACACCAUCAAUCAUAUUUCCAACCGAAACGUGAAAUCCGAUCUGUGUUUUCGAUAAAAAAGAACCCUACAAAAUUUCGUUUACUCUCUGAAACCGUACCAAUUUACACACGUUACGCAGCGUUUUUAUUUAAACGGAAAAAAUGCACAUACUAAACGAAUUUAAUUUCGAUCCCUCGCCUGGGCGUUUUUCACCAUCAAUUAAUCCUUCAACAGUGUAGUGGUAUAAUAUGCAAACGGACACACAUAAUUUACAUUAGCCGUGCCGGUAAAAGCGCUAACAGGAAUGGUGCACAACUGUUUACAAACCUGAAGAGAAGCAUGGACACACCUUGACCAUCACCGAAUUGAAAACAAUGUGAUAGAGGGUGCUAGCUACGUGUAUAAAGAGUUGGGCGACAGCGGGGAGCGUUGGAGCGGCGAUGCGGGGCGCGCAGGAUGCUCAGGGCUGAUGGAAGACUCGUGGUCGUCGGGAGGGGCGCCGCUGCUGCGCACGCGCUCCCUGCCGCUGGUGCUGGAGGCGCCCAGUGGCGCCCCCACGCGGCACACCAAGCUCGACCCCAGGACGCUGCUCACGCUCACCCGGCACUACUACCCGGAGGGCGGCUGGGGCUGGGGCGUGGCGCUGGCGGCCACCCUGGCGCAGAUGCUGGCGCAUGGGCUGCAUCAGGCCUCCUCGAUCAUAGCGGUGGAGGCGGUCAGGAAAUUUGGGCCCGAGGUUCGGAUGCAGGCAGGUUGCCUGGGCGCGCUCUCAGCUGGGGUAGCCCUAGCCCUGUCUCCGGUGACAGUAGCCCUGUGCGUGCGCAAGUCCACUCGGGUCACGGCGGUGGUGGGCGGGCUGGUGGCCGCCCUCGGCUGCCUCUUCACCAGCUUCGCGACGCAGUUCCAUCAGCUGUUCUUCAGUUAUGGCACGGUGGUGGGCGUGGGGGUGGGCCUGACUCGCGACUGCUCCACGCUGAUGGUGGCGCAGUACUUCAAGCGGCGCCGCGAGCUCGUCGAGAUCUUCAUCGUGAGCGGCAGCGGGCUCGGCAUCGCCGUCAUGUCCACGUUCAUCAAGUGUGCCAUCAGGGCAAUAGGCUGGCGACUGGGUCUGCAAGCGGUGACAGGGGUGGUAUUCAUAACUUUCAUAUUGGGCACCUUCUACCGAUCCGCCUCGCUUUACCACCCGCAACGCCGGGCGAUCCUGCAUCUUAAGAACCAGAACAAAAUCAAGAGGAAGAUGAACCACAGGAACAAGACUGAUGACCGGCAGCCGUUCUUUGACUUCUCCACGCUCCGGUCCAAGACUGUGAGGAUCCUGCUUAUGUCGACGGGGAUAUCGGCGUUUGGGAUUAAUACGCCGAUAUUCUAUUUGGCGUAUCAUGCUGAGCAAGAAGGUCUCGGUGACACGGCGGAGCUCCUCCAAGCCUACCUCGGCCUAGCCUGGGCGGUCGGCUGCGCGGCCUUCGGUCUGCUAGUGCGGCAGAACUCGGCCGAGUGCCGCAUCGCCCGGCAGUACCUCACACAAGCCGCCGUCUUCGUCUGUGGCCUGGCGACCAUGGCGCUGACGGUUGUGGAGAGGUCUUACAGCGGCUACGUCAUGUUCGCUUGGAUCUAUGGCAUCUUCUGCGGCGGCUACCACUACUCGCUCAAGAUGUACACCUACGAGCGCGUGCGGUCGCGCAACUUCGCGCGCACGUGGGGAUUCGUGCAGUGCUCGCAGGCUGUGCCGAUCGCUAUCGGGGUGCCUUUGACAGGCUACAUCUCGGUGGGCUGCGGCGGCAAGUCGGGAUACUACUUCAGCUCCACGUGUUCGCUGAUUGGCUCGCUGUCUCUCUUCUGCAUCGACCUGCACCGGCGCAGCGCAGCGCAUAAACACACCAAAGAAAACGGCAACGGAGUGAACUGUGAGACGGCGUGCGGGCCUCCGCGAAGCCGCAGCCACGAGCGUGACCCGCGCCUCGGCCCCGGCGCCAACACCGCUCUAGAAGUGGCGAUCCCUCGCGGCCGUGACUUAUACCUGGACAGCAUUGGCCCGGGCAGCCUCGGCUCUCCGCCCCCCAACGUGCCUCCCGAGCUGACCUGCAUCAGCGAGGAGGGGGGCCUGGACCUGGACCUGGAUCUGGACAUACCUGAGCACCUGCUGGAAGAGCUGGAGUGCGGCGGCGACUGUAUUACUAGCUGCAAUAAGGUUGAAAACUACCUAAUGCUGAGCGAGUAUGAAAACAACUUAAUCGCGGAGCUUCCGAACAUCAACGAGCGUCGCGGCCGCCGCUGGUCCAUCGUGCUGUCCAACUCCAACUCUCCACAGCGGGAGUGCCAGAAUCCCGACUGCCAGAAGACCCAGGAGGAACUCAACAAAAACACGGUCAAGUGGAAGAAGAAGUGCCAUAAUACCAAUAACAGACUGAUUACAGUGAUCAAUGAAGCGUCGCUUUAAAGCGCUCUGUAAACGAUCGAAGCUUGGGAAAGUUUGUUUGUCAGAUUUCACGUCCGAUGUUGGUGUGUUUGACAAAUUUUGUUUAUCAGAUUUCACGUUUCCAUUGUUGGUGUGUUUCACAUACCCGGCUAAACAGCAUCAAAUGAAAUCAUAAACAUCAAAAAUUUUACAAGCCAUUUGAUUGUUUGCAGGGCUCUCUAAACGGGAGUGUAGAGAUGAAAUUAAUGAGACAAUAAUUAAAAGUAUUGUCUACCCGACCUAUUUAACCUCAGUAAUUUAUUGUGUGUGAAUAGUAGCAUUUGUGUAUUGUCAAUAUAAUUUAUUAGAUUUUAUUAUUA